UCUUCCCACCAACUUGUUUGAUAACUGUCAGUGGGGUUUACAACCUUGAAGCGCGGAGUCGUCUCAAAAUGAGUGUCAAGAUAUUUAUAGUUGGCCUGGCGUUACUGUACGCAAACGCUACACCAGAUAACGACCUGAACGACUGGUUGAAUUUCAUAUCGAAGCAGAAUAAAGGAAGUUCAACGGGAUCUGAGGAAAGUAAUCCAGACUUGACGCCCACGAAUGUUAAAUCAUCGGAUGGUGAAAGAACGUGUAAACUAAACAAACAUGAAGAGGGAGUGUGCGUCGACGGAAGUCUCUGCGACGGAAAUCCUGAUGCCACAAUAUCAUUUACAUUAAGGGAAAAAAGCACUUGUAAUGGCAUUGAGGUGUGCUGUUCAAGAAAUAACAUCAGAGCUGCUUCAACGACGCAGCUCAUGGCUCCAGACGGUUGUGGCUUCAGCAACGCUGGGGCGAUACCAUACCAGAGACCCUCAGACCCUGGAUAUGCUGAAUUCGGGGAAUUCCCUUGGAUGAUAGCUGUGAUUAGAAGGUCCGGAGACAUCGGAGAUUUUGACGACAAAUACGCAGCGGGAGGCGCUUUGGUACAUCCGAAGGUUGUCAUAACCGCAACCCAUAAGGUCAGGGACUAUGGGCCGCAAGAGUUGAUGGCGCGAGCCGGUGAAUACAACACUCGCUCCGUAUCUGAAGUCUUCUUUCACCAAGAAAGGGGCGUCGCAAAAAUUGUAACACACAAACAGUUCUCUGAUGUGCACGUCCACUACGACGUCGCGCUGCUGAUGCUGUCCGCCCCAUUCAACCUGGUGGACGCCCCUCACAUCGGGGUCGCGUGUUUGGCGCCUCGCCUCCCACGCCCGGGGACCAGAUGCUACAGCAUGGGCUGGGGGCACGACUUCCUCAACCAGGACAAGAACUCCGUCAUUCUGAAGAAGGUGGAAGUGCCUUUAGUGGAGUCGUCCACCUGCGAGCAUCAGUAUAAGAACACCAAACUGGGCUCCCAGUUCCACCUCCACAGGACCCUGACCUGUGCGGGGGGUGAGGAGGGCGCGGACACGUGCAAGGGUGACGGCGGCAGUCCCCUCGUGUGCCAGAUACCGAACACCCAGAGGUUCGAGGUGGUGGGUCUCGUGGCGUACGGCCUGGGCUGCGGGACGAAACUUCCAGGUGUUUAUGUGAACAUACCAGAGCUCUUCGACUGGGUCGGCGGAGAGUUCACCUGGGCAGGACUCAAUAAAAGCUCUUUCGUAUAUACGGCGUAGGAAACCUGUUACGCUUAGAGAAGUCUCUAUUUAGCGAGUAAAUAAAAAAAAUCGAGCUGUGAGACAUAAAAAACGCCGCCUCAUUAAAAAAGGACACAGAGUAAUAAAAAGGUUGAAGUCUUGUCUAGAUUUGAAAGUAAAUUUAUUUGAUUCUUUGUCGUAACAAAAUUAAGCAGGUCUAAAUUAAAUGGUCUGGCGACAAUUCUCUAACUCACGUUUUUUGGAGUUUUUCUGACAUUAGAAUGUUCUAUGAUUUCAAGAAUUUGUUAUUUCCAAGAUCCAAAGAUGAGAAAAUCUUGGUUUCAGAUCACUCUUCACUCCCAUUUAAAUAUAAUGAUCUCUUGAAAAGUUGUUCUUUAAAAGUCAACUAGAUGGCGCUUUUAAUAAAAUAUAAAAA
This is a messenger RNA of Danaus plexippus (monarch butterfly), 1656 nucleotides long. Its product is annotated as phenoloxidase-activating factor 2-like. The record is from RefSeq and is a predicted model, not a curated record. Gene Ontology annotation, biological process: proteolysis. Lineage: Eukaryota; Metazoa; Arthropoda; Insecta; Lepidoptera; Nymphalidae. Gene Ontology annotation, molecular function: serine-type endopeptidase activity. The coding region runs from base 69 to 1259 and encodes 396 amino acids. The transcript is spliced from 9 exons.